GCAAGGACACCGUCGAUUGGAAAACGGGCGUUGACGGAGGCAAGUACGGCCCCAUGGGCGAGGAUCUGUUUGCGCAGGUUUGCUUGGGCACGAACGGCGUCUCCCGUGGAGAGGAAUUCGGCACCAAGCUGGACGGGACUUGCGAGGCGGACUGGAGCCGGCGUGCGGAACAUGUCUUAAGAUUUUGCCCGAAUCUUGUGGUGAGGGGCACCUCCACGCCGAAGGCAUGAGUACGACUCCUUGGAGGCGCAACCAUCCCGGCGACGACUCCUACACCAAGCAUGAACAACAACUAUUGCAACUACUGCAGCAACUACGGUAGCCUCCGCCACGCUGGGGGAAGGAGUCUGCGAAAGCAGUGGCCAUGCACAGACUACAGUGACGACGCCUAUGGAGGGUCAUGGGUGGAGAGCUGCCUCACGACCAGGAUGCUGCAGCAGUGGCCGUGCAGACUGCUUUGGACAAGACCAUCGAAAAGAACCGCUGUGAGCGCAUUGCGUUGAGGCGAAGAAUGUUGCGUGCGGACGGCUUGGGCAAGAGUGCGGCUGCGUGGUUCCGUGACGGUGUCAGCUCGUGGUUCCGUGACGGUGUCAGCUACUAUAACAAUGUGGCGGUACAGGCACAUGCAAUUAAAUAUUUUGAUCAAGACGCAGUGGACAAAGUACGGGAGUAUUACGACGACCAUUUUACACAGUGUGCGAGUGGUAGCGACAUGGAUGUGUAUUGGGCGCUCUACGGAGAGUACAUGAACAGGCCCGGUGCGACGUGCAGGCGCAGCAGGAUUCCCAGGAACAUCUACGACGGAAUGUGAUAACUACGGUGGGCUCCUGGGACGAUUGACCGGCCCCGAACGCGGCCGGGUUCCGACGGAUGCUCCGGGCGAUGGCUGGUCGGGACCAGAAAUAUUUAUCUUUCACUCGUUGUUGGGGUUUUCGAUCGCAGACGCUUAAUGAAUUAGUACACGGCACACUCUUCGUUUCGCUGCCCGCUGCCUCCUUGGAACGCGUAAGCCAACCGAACGUGGCCACCGCAAUUUGCUGCUGGGCUCCUCGAGAACGACGCUCGCGCUGUAGAUGCAUUUUCAUUCACUGAUGGAAAGCGACGCGAUGCGUGAUGCAACGGCCUUUCGGUUGGUUCGAGCGGCCCCCGAACAGACAUUGAGGCCGCAUGUGCCUAUAUAGCCGCGGUUGAUCCCGUUCAAUCAGCGCGUAUUUCAAGACUGCCUGGCAAUGUCGACGGGAAUUCCAUGCCCAAAUCAACAUGUGCACCGUUAGUCUCCGCAGGCCUCAGGCACAGGACUGCGCGCGCCGCGCCGCAGAUCGGUGCGCGCGCUCAAGCGAGGGCGCGGCCCUGCGUCGAUCGGCCCGCCGCCUCAGGGCGCGCGCGGCGUCCGCCCCUGGAACCCUCGCCAGGCCGGAUCGGUGAAACGAGAGAUUUUGUUGUUUCGGGUGGGCAAAAACCGCAAAAUCUUUCAUUUCACGGGUCGCGGGUCUGGGUUGCGUCCUCGUCCAGGGCGGAUGCGAAUGGUUCCUUGGGUGCUUCUGCAGGUGGCUCGCUCUAGGGCGUAUCGGGCGUCUCUCGGGGCCUGUCGCGCUCUUCCUCGGGUUCUCGCACUGGUUUUCCCGGGGACCCCGUGGCGCUAUAGGCUCAGAGACGUCUCGGCGACGGAUUGGGGAUCUGGGUUCCACCAGACGCCCAGGGUCGUUUUUCGGCGCGUUCAGGCCGACGUGGAACCCCCGCAAUCCCCGGCCGCCCAGAGAACGCCAUUGGCGCGUGAAGGGUUACCUGCAGGCGGCGGGUAAUGGUGUCCAAUUGUCGUGCGACGCCGUGCUGGGCGCUCCUUCAAGUCGCAAGCUCGGUCGAUUCGCACAGUUGGCGUCGCGUCGCGCAGAUGUCGGCCUCAUCGCGAUCAGCGAUGAUUUAGGCAUGAGGGCCAGUAACAUAAAAU
Molecule: messenger RNA, 1948 nt
Organism: Prorocentrum cordatum
Lineage: Eukaryota; Dinophyceae; Prorocentrales; Prorocentraceae
Source: the annotation of a GenBank genome assembly